UUUCUUUGAUUGAGGGCUCAUAGAUGAAGCUUGGAUACUCAGUAUCACAUGGUUGCAGAAGGCCCCCCUUUGACUUCUUACUGGCUACAGAGAAAAGAAACAGCAACACACAUGUGGUCAUGGGAUGUCAAGACGGACUUACAUGCAUGGAAUGAGCUCUUUGCUGACACAUCAAGAUGAAGGAAGUUACAGAAAUGAAAAAGCAUGCGAUGAAGAUGAUGAGAGAUGACAUGAGAACAGCAAUACAAACAGAAAGGCUCCCGUGUGCUUCACUCCAGCCAUGUAUCAGAUAUGAGCAGGGACAGGAAAAGCAGAAACAAUUCUUGCCGUAGGGACCUGUACUGUUCGCUGUUCUUGUGGAGAUAUGUACCUUGUUGUCCCCAAGCUCCCGAACAGCUUGACACAGCAAUGUGAGUUUGGGGCGGAGCCAUCUGUUUUGCCGACCAAUGGAAGAAGGCGGGAGUGUUCAGGAAACCUGUUUGAAAACAGUAACAUGAUGUCACCACAUCCCCUGCUGACACCUUGAAGACUCAUCGAAGACUCAUGAAGACUGUCCUCAACGUGAGCAGCACACACGGGCUCAUCGAUGCCCGUGCUCACACAUCUUAACGCACAGAGGUUCUGAUGGCCAGAGAACUGGCAUGUGGGAGCCGUCGCUCGUGGCAGCCGUCGCUCCUGGCAGCGGGCAGAUAUUUUCAUUUCCAUAUCGGAGCGUUACGAGAGCUGCCAUUCGCUCGUUUCUCCAACAGCCGUGCGUGAGCGCGUGUGCAUGUGAGCGUGUGUGAGCUCGGGGGGGACGCUGGGAAGGACAGCAUCUAAAGACGUGUCUUCACUGUCUGGCCCCAUAUCGCUGCCCGUGGAGGCUGGCAUCAGGGCCAGCUGAUGCCACAGCAGAUCUGAGGCAGCUGCAGUUGUAGAAGCAGAGACAUGCAGCUCAGCACUGAACCUGCAGUGAGUCGCAGGAGGAGAGGAAACCCGGACAGCAAAGGGCUGUUAGGUGUGCUGAGUGUGUGUGCUACAUUACUGCAGUUAUGCGCUGGCUGUCCUUCAGAGUGUGUGUGUAACUCAUUGGAAGUUAACUGCAGUGGGCGGAGUCUGGUAUCUGUGCCCGCUCUGAUCUCUCUCCCGGAGGGCACGCACACCCUCCAUCUAACCAAUAACCGUCUCUCAUCCCUGCCCGUCUCUACGUUUGCCAACCUGAGCACCCUGGAGACACUCGACCUGUCCAACAACUAUCUGGACAACCUGCCAUCCAGACUCUUCCGCGAGCUGAGUAACCUGAGCGAUUUGAGUUUGCGCAACAACAGCUUGACGGUUCUAGAUCGCGAGUUGUUUCGUGGCCUGACCCAGCUGCGAAGGCUGGAUCUGUCUCUGAACGGCCUGGCCGUGGUGCCGCUGGGGCUACUGGAUGAGCUGCAAGGGCUGACCUGGCUCUCCUUGGCUGGGAACAGACUUCACGCACUGGAGAGAGCCACGUUUGAGCCUCUCAUCAACCUUCAGCACCUGGAGCUGGGAAUGAAUCCCUGGGAGUGUGACUGCAACCUGAGGGACUUCAAACAUUGGAUGGAGUGGCUGAUAUAUCGAGGUGGCUAUGUCGAUGCGGUCGAGUGUACGCUUCCGAAGGACUUGAGGGGCCGGGACAUCAGGGGCGUUCCUGUGGAGAUGUUCAACUACUGUCUACAAUUGGAUGACGAGAAUGGGGGCGGGGGCACUAAGGGUGGAUCCCCACCGUGCGUUCGAGCGACGGCCGCUUCGUCGGAAGGUGCGGUGGUGCGUACGGAGGGGGAGCUACCAGACUGUGUAAAGCAGAGGUAUCGGCCGGUCAGUGUCCGCAGGGCGAUCGGUACGGUGGUGAUCGCCGGUGUGGUCUGCGGGAUCGUGUGUAUUAUGAUGGUGGCGGCCGCAGCGUACGGCUGCAUUUACGCCUCUCUGAUGGCUAAAUACCAGCGAGAGCUGAAGAAAAGGCAACCGUUGAUGGGUGACGUCGAGGCAGAAGGCGACCCGGAGGAGAAACAGAUCUCAUCCGUUGCAUAGGGGAACGGUGAGGGGUCGAAAAAGGUCAGAGGUCGGCCGUAAAUCUAAAGAACCCUUAACUGGUUAAGCUGCACAUUUGAUGAUCAUUUAGCUGCCAAGUUGAGGAUUCGUCAUACCUGUUUCCUGUUUCUCUGUCCUUCUUGAGACCCUCUCUGACUCUCAGACUUAUACUUUACUGUCUCUAAACUUUAUGACCUUUACGCCCCAGGACAAGAGGGACCACUCGGCACUUUAGAACCCCUCAUCCUCCCCAAAGUUGAGAGGUUCUCAGCAGAGGAGGCGUGGAUGCUACUGUUCACAUUUCUGAACCCUGAUGUUUCUAGAGGAUCGUGUGCUAUCAUUAGCAUUAGCCUCUGUAGCAGCCUGACCAUCAACCCCAACCCUAAUUCCAAACUCUGAAACCAAUCCUGAACCUCUUAAACCCUCAUUCCUCAUUUACAACCCUAAUUGUAACCCUUAACCCCAUGUGAACCAAGCAUCAUAUCCAAAAUAUUCCCACAUUAUUUAUCAGAUAUUUAUAAUAUAUUCUAUACGAUGUGUCGUGACCCCAUUUUUCAUGUUUUUAAGUGUGAGGUUUGUCCCUUUGUAUCGUGUGCUAAAUAAUUUGUGUUAAUAACACUGUUUCGUUGGUUCGUUUACUGUUCGCUGUUUUCCCAUGUCCAUCUCUAGAGGUUAUUUUGUGAGGCUAAAACUGUGUGAAGUGUCUUGAAGUAUCGUGAAGUGCUAAUAUAGAGGAGGCUAAAGCCUCUGUUAUGUUAGUGUAGGGCGGCAGAUCGUGGCUAUUAGAAAUGGCUAUUGGCUAACUGUUAAUUACAUUUCAGCGGGGAAAUACAAAGCACAGUAAAACACAGUAAAGCUGCCCUCUAACCGAAAACAGAAAGGCAAUAGCUGAGAUAAGCAUAUAAACGUUAUCUUUAUUAAGAUAGAUUUUUUUGUGCAAUAGAAAUCAAUGUCUUUGUUGAUCUGUUGUUUAGUUCUGGUCUAGGGUGUCAUAGCUGAUUUAGUGAGCUCUUUUCUCUUAAGGCUUGCGGCGGAGGAGAAUCGAUCACCUCCGUGCGAUCAAUUUUCGACUUGUGGACCAAUUUGCAUAAUCCGCUUUUCUUUGAAGGGAGACGCUGUUUAGAUGAUUGAAUAAUUCAGAUCCGUCUGACUUGGGCUUUCAGAAACCCACAGAUAUUAUCGAUAUAAGCUUUUCUGCCGCAGUCAACCUCUGGACAAAAAAUCUGCUUUGGAGAGGGAAGGAAAAUGUCCAAAACUUAGCCGCACAAUCUUAAAGUAAAACAAUGUUUUUUUUCCAUAAUAUAAAUUUAGAAUCAUAUUGUAAUUGCUCUUAAUAUCAACAGUAAGGUCAUCGUCAAGUGUUUAUGCUGCCAUCUAUAGGCAGGAUGUGCAGUAGGCACCAGGGUGUGAAGUAAACAUCACACCACCUCAUCAGGAUUUAGGAGAUGCUCUUCCGCUGUAACUAUAGCAACAACUCUCCUACACUUGAUUCAUUACCAAUGCAAAUUACUGGCAUAAAGUUGUUUAAGAAAGUGCAACACAUGUGUGUGCUAUGACCCACACCAGCAUUUAAGAGUCUAGUGUGUGUCUCUGUGUUCAGUGAUAUCUACAGCCAUAUGCUGAGUAUAUACAUACAGAUAUACAUUUAUUCAAGAGAAUGUUGAAUACAUGUAUAUAUUUUAAUCUGUGUCUUACUGUUUAUUUAUGGAAAUAACUUGUGCAAAUAUCUUUUUUGUAGAGGAACUCCAAGCUCAAAACUGCGAAUUUGGAUAAUUAUCAGUAAGAGAGGUUUGGUCAAAUGAAUGCUUUUGCCAUUACUGUUCAUAGUGUUUAUGUUAUACAGCAUGUGUCAUAAGCCUGUGCUCUGCACGGGGCGACAAACACAGACCCUGUAUCCUCCUUUUUAAAAAAAAGCAAUUUUCCCACUGGUGAACUAUACUUUUCCUGUCAAAUUGCACUUAUUGCGAAUUUUCUCAGAAGUAAGCACAUGCUUGUUUAUUGACUAUGUCAGCAAUGCGCUUUAUCUGAAUAUAAGCCGACAGAGCAGUUUGUGAUGUAAUAUGUCAGUGAAUAUGAAGGGCGGUUUAUAAAUGAGCAAUGACUCAGAUGGUGAGUGUGUGUGUGUUUACUCUGCAUUGCUUGAGCUCUGUCCCAGGCUUACAUAUGAGGGCAGGGGCACAACAUCACACACUACACUAGACCCCCUCGCUAAAAAAGGCUUUCAUGUUGGACGGAUAUAAGGAAAGGAUUUGCCCAUCUGAUUGAACUGGAAACAUCCUAAUCUUCAUGAAGUUCUGGUUUAGUAUCUUAUAGCUUAUUGAUGUGACCCUUUUCUUCACUUGACCUUUUUUCUAAGACUGAUAUGAGAUCCUAAUUUAUAUUUUCCCUUGAUAAAAAUGCGUUUGAAAUUAUGAUGUGUGAGCUGUGAUAUAAUUCUGUGUUAAAAAAGGAAUAAAGAAUGUAUUUCCGUAAAGGUUCAAGUGUGAGAUUC
Triplophysa rosa is the source of this 4525-nucleotide messenger RNA. RefSeq names its product leucine-rich repeats and transmembrane domains 2a (gene lrtm2a). Gene Ontology annotation, molecular function: protein binding. The record is from RefSeq and is a predicted model, not a curated record. Gene Ontology annotation, cellular component: plasma membrane. The transcript is spliced from 10 exons. Lineage: Eukaryota; Metazoa; Chordata; Actinopteri; Cypriniformes; Nemacheilidae. The coding region runs from base 928 to 2034 and encodes 368 amino acids.